AUGCAAUUGGGCGUGCUGCAUACCAUGGUGUCACUGCGAUGUGACGAGCCCAUCCUGUCCUACCUCGAAACUAUCCGCACGGUCUGGAUGGACCGUAUUUUCGGCGGGAGCGACACCCUUCCUGUUCACGCAGACGCGGAGACCGUUCUCGCGCUGGAAUCUCAAGUCCCAAAGCUCUCGGAACCGGACCGGGAAAAUCUGCGAUCUCGGAUGAUGGGCGGCCGGACGUUGUUUCCAUCGAUCGACGACUCCGACACACGGGCGGCAUUGUGGGAGCGACUGAAGCAGAUCGAUACCCCUAUUCCCACCCUAGGGACGUUCUUCCAGGACCUCCGUUUCUUAGGUGUUGCCAGCAAGGUGAUGAAGGCUCUUCUUCUUCCACCAGAGGACCUGGGCUCGAAGAAGGCCAAGAAGAUCACUAUCGACUGUGAACUCGGUACGCAGCAUCGGACCGAUGGCAGCGUGUCAUUAAGAGAGACAAGACUGCAAGCACGGCGGGGAUUGCACGAGCUCUGGCGCUUCAGCUUCCAAUACGGGCUGGACAUGACCGAAGUGGCACGCCGUCAGCCGCAUAAGAGGAAGAAAUCGUGUAGCUCCUAUCCUGUCCCGAAUUGCUCGACAUCGAUAGACCGAAUGGCGUUGUGGCGCCACUUCUUCUGGCUGGCUGACCAACACGGAUUUCAGAUCCCGGCCAUAGCCGAGAUUGUGCCCAGACAAGCGUCCCUGCCCACUCCGCAAACUCCGGAGGGCCUUGGCAGCACCGAACAGGAUGAAGCAGUGAAUCGACGUUGCGGUAUCCCAUACGCUGAUACGGUCGAUGCGGAUCGCUUCGCCCUGGAAGGGAAUAGACUGUGGCAGCCCUGGGAGUCCCCACAGGUUACAACCGUGUUCUUCCGACGGUCACAGUUUCAGACCUUCUUUCGCUACCUGUGGGGUGGAAGUGGAAUCAAUCAGGCCACGAACGCCGCCCGCGAAUCUGCAGCGACCGAUGGAACCGCAGCGAUAGAUCAAGAGAUAUUGAAUCACGAGUUGGAGCAUCGCAUGCCAUCGCCAAGCUUCUCUCAGAUUCUACAAAUAAGCAGUCCGAUCGACUGGUCUAUGGCAAUGUGGGACUGCGGAAUGGGAUCACUUGAAAUGCCUAUAGGCAAUCUGGAGGUGGUUGUGACCAUCCCGAAUCACAACCCAAGACGAAUUUCGCUGCCAUGUGACGAAAUGAUCAUCAACAACUUCUUCAAUGGACUGAAAGAGCGUAGAUUUGUUAUCCACAGCCUGGAUUACCACACGGUGUCCGCAGAGCCAAGCCUUUAUCUCUGGAAUCUGAGGUACCCAUGGGAAAGAGUUCAGGCCAUAUUGACCGAGGAGAAUGUGCAGGAGUAUACGGCAUCCGACGGAAAUCGACUUAAAAGAAGACGAAGAGAGAUCGCUGAGGCAAUAGAUGACAUUGCUGCGUGGGUGGACGAGCAAAUUCUUAAGCUAUCUGUUCCCGCUCCCCCCUCUUGGGAAUGGAAUGUACAAGAUGAGGAGUACUGA
This is a messenger RNA of Aspergillus luchuensis, 1530 nucleotides long. RefSeq lists its product as uncharacterized. NCBI's taxonomy places the organism in Eukaryota, Fungi, Ascomycota, Eurotiomycetes, Eurotiales, Aspergillaceae. The coding region runs from base 1 to 1530 and encodes 509 amino acids. The transcript is spliced from 2 exons. The record is from RefSeq and is a predicted model, not a curated record.